AUGGCCACAUUAUUUCUGGAACGCCGCCUCAACAGCCAUACGGCUGCUCCGAUAAAGCCUUACAGCAGCAGCUUACGUCGCCUUCGGCACCCAGCCUUACAGACUAGUUAUACCAGAAGGACGAAAAAAUCGUCACUAUCAAAAGAGAACUCUCGUUGCGUAUAUAAUCUGUGCAAAAGGACGAAAAAGCAGGCCAAAUUAAGGGUCUUGAGUAUCAAGUCAAGACUCUGGAAGACAAGCAACUCCACCUGCAAGAUUACAUUGAUAGUCUGGAGCAGCGUUUGGUUGACCUUGAAGGUUUUGCCUUGGACUUCGUUCCACUCUCCCUGCCAGCCGUCCCGGCUCCCAUCACCCCUAAGCGACAGUCAACACUGCCUACCAAGGCCUUGCCCGGCAACAAGCCUCCCUCUGGCAACAAGACGUUCCCAGGCACCAAACCUAUCAACCAGCCUUCCACAGGCAACGGCCCUCGCACCCGCUCGUCCUCACCCUCGCCCGGGACCAAGACCUCGCCUGGCAAGCCACGCCGGGAGCGUUUGGUCCGCUCGCCUCAGCCCUGCGCCCGUUCAACCUGCGGCACCGCCUUUGCCUCGCGCAAGCAACCGUUUACCCACUUACAUGAGACUGGCUACACCAGACCUGAGGCGAUACUUCCGCCGAUACCGCCUUCACCCACACCCCCAGUACUUUCAAGGAUUUCGUCAUCAAGAAUAGCAGCUGGCGUAAUGGGAAUCUAGUCUAAGUCGAUGUAAGCCGACUGAUGGCUCUGUUGACCGCUGUCAGCUCUGAUAUUGGCAUAGGUCUAGCAACUUGAUCUUCACUGCUUACAACUGUGGGUUGUAAGUCUUUUCUUAUAUGGGCCUUGCAAACAGUGCUUUGCAAGCCUUUCUUUCUUUAUGGCGACCUGGCACCAGCUUUCCUUUAUUUAAUUACUUUGAGCUUCUCCUAGUUGGUUAACCCCUCUUAUUGUCCGCCCUGCCCAUAAGCCCCUAUUUGUCAAUUACGACUUGCUUCCACUUGCAAAGGCAAUUUAAGAGUUAGUUUAACGGUUAAUUACUGGGAAUAGUUGCAAGUCUCUUACACUUCAGAUCCAUGGAGCUAUUGACAAUUAAUAGAUUAGUUGCAGUUAUUGAGGACGAUAACGUUUUCCGUUGUUGCCGGUAUUUACUACCCCAAGGCACAUUUUCUAUAAUAGACUAGAU
Messenger RNA from Podospora bellae-mahoneyi, 1202 nucleotides. RefSeq lists its product as uncharacterized. NCBI's taxonomy places the organism in Eukaryota, Fungi, Ascomycota, Sordariomycetes, Sordariales, Podosporaceae. The record is from RefSeq and is a predicted model, not a curated record. Bases 1 to 714 code for a protein of 237 amino acids. The transcript is spliced from 2 exons.